Messenger RNA from Vanessa tameamea, 892 nucleotides. Its product is annotated as putative Ras-related protein Rab-33. Lineage: Eukaryota; Metazoa; Arthropoda; Insecta; Lepidoptera; Nymphalidae. The coding region runs from base 115 to 777 and encodes 220 amino acids. The transcript has 5 exons. The record is from RefSeq and is a predicted model, not a curated record. Gene Ontology annotation, molecular function: GTPase activity; GTP binding. Gene Ontology annotation, biological process: Rab protein signal transduction.
AUGUCAGUGUCAAUUAUUAUCAAUUCAAUAUCAGGGAACAAAAUAUUGAUAUUUUCCUCUUAUUCUAAUCUUGAUAUGUAUUUUUAAAUAUUUUUAGACAAAGAUUUAUAUGCAAUGUCCGAACCAAAUGAACCAGUACCUGGAUUAAAACAGAAAAAGGUGUUUAAAAUUAUUGUUCUUGGAGAUUCUGGAGUGGGUAAAACAUGCCUCACUUAUCGCUUUUGUGAAGGUCAGUUUCUGGAUAAAUCUGAGGCUACUAUCGGGGUCGAUUUCAGAGAAAGAACCGUACGCAUACGCAAUGAAGAUAUAAAGUUGCAGUUAUGGGAUACCGCAGGUCAAGAAAGGUUCCGGAAGUCCAUGGUGCAGCACUACUACAGGAAUGUGCAUGCUGUUGUAAUAGUUUAUGAUGUCACAAAACCAGAAACAUUUCAUUCCAUAGCAAACUGGAUGCAGGAAGUGGAGUCGCACGGGCUGACGGGCGCGCCGCGCGUACUGGUCGGCAACAAGUGCGACUGCGGGACGCCCGAGUCGCGGCUGGCCACCACCUACGCCCAACGUCUCGCUGACAAGCAUGGCAUGCCGUUGUUCGAAACAUCAGCUCUUUUGGACUCCGAGUGUGAUAAUGUGGAAUCUAUAUUCAUGACAUUGGCUCACAAGCUGUAUUCAAAGCAGCCGUUGCGCGUCCUCAGUGUUGAGGGUGAACGUGGUCCCAGACUUGUGACAUUAUCGAGGCAGAAGCGAAACAACUCGAGUAAUGAUAGUUGCCUCUGCAGCUAGAGGGACGAACAGUGCGGGCCAAUCGCGCAUGUGCAAACUAAAUAUAUAUAUGAAACAUAUAAAUUAAAAUUUACUGUCUUCGAUCGGGAUAAAAAUUUUAUUCAUGGAUUUUAGG